GUUCUUCUACUUCUUUUUUAUAACCCUGACACUAAAAUGGUGAGCUCUAUCAGGCUUUUAUUCAGCCUGCAGGUAAAGGGUUACAGAUUCUAGGAAGUAUUAAAUGCAAACUUUGAAGGAUUUUAUUUUCAUCUACAGUCACAUGAUGCCUUAAUACCCAAUGACACUAACUACAGUGUCUCAUUAAGAGGUCAUGCAAACUCCCAAGCUAAACAAGGCAUUCUUACAUAUUUAACAUUCAAAUGCAGAAGCCAAGCUAAGCCAUGGAAGAUUGUAAUCAGAAAAAGCUACACUUCCUGAUCCACACAAAACCUGCAGGUUCUUUAAACAGGAGACAGAUUGCUAACAUUUGGGGCUGAAAUCUGGAGGUUAUUUUGGAAUGGAAAAACUACUUGCUGUUUGGAUCCAUGACAACCAUGUAGAUACUAGUCACUUGCUUUAACAAUCUACAUCACCAUGGAUCAAGACAUUUAAAACAAAUCUUUCAAGCAGUCGAUGGAGUACAAUCUGAAAGAUUAAAGAAAAUCCAGAUGGGGUGCAGGUGCUGCAAAAUGAUUCAAAGCUAUAUUUUUGAUCCAGAAGAAGUACAAUCACCUGGAUGCAUCCAUGAAGUAGACAGCUGUAAACACAAUGAACAAGGCAGCAAUAAAUUCAAAUUCAAAGAGAACAGUGAAAAUGAAGAACACAAAAACGAACUCGAGAAGAAUGAGCUAAAUAGGACAGAAAAUAAAAAUCCUAUCAAUAGUACAAAAGAAACUCUCCGGAAUCAUGGAGGCAACAAUUUUCAAGAGGACAGCCUUGUGAAGUGUGCUGCAAAGCUUGAUGUUGCAGUCAAUGGUGGCAACUCCUGUGCUGAAGGGCACUCCACACUCAAUCCCAACACAAACCUGAUAAAAGAAGCCAGUGAAAAGGGAACCUGCAGCCAGUCAGAGGCUUCUUCAACCAGCAACACAGACUUUUACACCAUAUUAAACAGGUCUGGACAAGAACCUGACGUAGAGACAGGCAGUCAGAGGAAAGCAGCCUGCGAUGUGUCUAACAGUAUUGCAGACACCCAGUCUGCACAAGAUAGCAUGUUUCUCAAAGGAAACUCAAUACUGGGGACACAAAACAAUGCCAUACAACUGCCAGAUAUUGACUACCCCCAAAAUGGCAAUCAAACUGGGAACUGUGUUGAAAAAGACAGCUUUUCAGUUCACUGUGCACAUUCAGAUCAAAACACUGGUCCUUCAGCAAUAGAGAACCAGGACCUUUGUGUAACCCCACCUUUGCCUGUGAAGGAGAGCAGUACUGAACCUUUUGAAACUGACUCUGCAAAUUUGAGUGAGGGCAUUACUGGUGGUAUCUCUGCAGUGGCUGUUACCAAAGUCACACAGGCACUCACACACCCCAACCAUAAAGACAUCAAUGGAGAAAUUGAGGAGGAAGAUGCAGAAGUCGCAGCAGCUCUGGCUGCACUGGAAGCUGCAACUGCAGGGGAAGACCUGGAAGAUGAUGACGAGUACUAGAUGAAGGUUUUAUCCGAAUACACUGGGUAAGAUCCAGAUUUUAUUUCUGGGUCUAUAUGAACACAUGUACAGCACACAUGGAGAACUGUUAUGAACAGCAUAUAUAAAAGGAGUUGGGAAUAAACCUCUGUCUCUUCAGAGAGGCUGUUUUAUACAGCCUUUUAAUUUCCACUGCCCGAGGCACAAAAAUGCUCCCUUGGCUAAUAGUAAUACUCUUCUCUAUGGAGCCAACAAGGAGGGAAAAGCAUCACUUCUUCCACACAGAAUAUUCUGCUGUAUACCCACCUCACCUGGACUCAUGCAAAUGUUUCCUUUGGUUUUGACCCUCAUAAGGGUCUGUGCACACUGGAGGCUCCAGGUUCAGAAAACUUCCAUUAUUUAAAACAGAACUAUUGAAGCCAUGGAGUUAGAAACCACAGAUUUUCAUCAUUAGCUCAAAAAAAAAUAUAUAAAUGAGCCAAAGUUCUAUGAUCUACUGAAGUGUGAAAUCAAGAAGGCAGCUUUGCUUGGACUUCACUGUGGCUAUGGUUCCAUUAUUGAUUAAGUCUAAGCCUGUGCAUGUGCAGCAGGCAUUAGGAUGAUAACCUAAUCUCUCCCCUUACACCUCCCCUCAACUUCAUGUUGCUGCUUCAGUUCCUUAAAACUGCAGAAGUCUAGCCAAAUCCAAGAGAAUAGGUAACUUUCUGUUGGUUUAAUGAGCUGAAACAGCUCACGUAAGAAUUGUACACACACUAUCAGAGGUGCUGGAGAGGGAUGAAAAUUCAGUCCCUACCAGUUUGGAUAGAUUAAAACUGUAGUAGAACUACAGCCUGAAACCUCUCAACUCCACUAAAUCUUCCAGGCACACAUCAGUUGUCUUAGCAAUACAGUUUUCAAACAGUUUAUGUCUCAAACAUCCCCAGCAAGAUGUGUUUUGUUUAUGUACAAACGACAAGAGCCAAUGUGGACCCCUCUGUGGCUCUGCUGUAGUCCUUAAACUUACAGCAGAAAAAAGGAUCAAGCUUCCAAGUUGAAUUAAGCAUACGCCCUGAAAACAGCUGCAUUCCUGGAGGGGCUGCAGUUCUUGUGGGGAAAAAAGGAGGUAGAGACAAAUUUGGUGCUGCCAAUUCAGCAAAAAUAUGGUUGAAAUAGAAAGUGCUUGACAUUUUAUACUGAAAUGUUAUGGUUAUCAAGUUUCUGUUAUAAACUCCAAAUAAAUUUUUUAAUCAUAUAAAAAUAAUUUGGUGGGUUUUGUACUUUAUGCAUUUUCUGAAUACAAAAAUUACAUUAAAGAAGUACUAUAAGAUAUAGCCCUCACUAGAUACAAAAAAAGCACCAACUACGUAUCUGACUACAGUAUAUGCUGAAUCCUAGUCUAACCAUUAACUUAUAUAAGGAUUAGAAUAUUAGGAGGUGGGUUUUCAGUAAUGUGUAGAUAUUUAAAUAUUUUCAUUUAAAUACAAAUUCUGUUUUAAAGUGCAAGACUAAGUCAGUAUUUCAAUUUCUCAAAACAUUAACGAUAACCCUAGGAGCAAUUAAAACAACCUAAAGUCUCAGCUUCAAGAGAACUAUAUUCAGCUACAGACAAGAGUCACGAUAUUGUAUCUGUAAAAU
This is a messenger RNA of Neopelma chrysocephalum (saffron-crested tyrant-manakin), 3101 nucleotides long. RefSeq names its product chromosome unknown C4orf19 homolog (gene PGCKA1). Lineage: Eukaryota; Metazoa; Chordata; Aves; Passeriformes; Pipridae. The transcript is spliced from 6 exons. The coding region runs from base 531 to 1508 and encodes 325 amino acids. The record is from RefSeq and is a predicted model, not a curated record.